This is a messenger RNA of Columba livia (rock pigeon), 3127 nucleotides long. RefSeq names its product homeobox B4 (gene HOXB4). The transcript has 3 exons. The record is from RefSeq and is a predicted model, not a curated record. Gene Ontology annotation, cellular component: nucleus; nucleoplasm. Gene Ontology annotation, molecular function: RNA polymerase II cis-regulatory region sequence-specific DNA binding; DNA-binding transcription factor activity, RNA polymerase II-specific. NCBI's taxonomy places the organism in Eukaryota, Metazoa, Chordata, Aves, Columbiformes, Columbidae. Bases 1104 to 1961 code for a protein of 285 amino acids. Gene Ontology annotation, biological process: embryonic skeletal system morphogenesis; positive regulation of transcription by RNA polymerase II; anterior/posterior pattern specification.
UGUACCCUGUAGAUCCGAAUUUGUGUAAAGGAAGUUGGGUCACAAAUUCGUAUCUAGGGGAAUAUGUAGUUGACACAAACACUACAGGUCACAAUCCCAGAAGGCAUUAAAAAUACCCCCCCCAAAAAAAGCCAUCCACACCCCUAGAACCCUAAAUAAAACAGUGAAAACAAGGUCUUAACCAGAAACCCGUUUUAUAGCCGAAAAGAAAUACUUUGGAUUUGACCUUAGCUCAACUCCAGCGCUCCUGCGAUAAACUUUAUCAUCAUUUCGAGAUAAAAUCUGAGCUGCGAAGCUGGGGGAGGUCAGGGGCGUUAUUACUGCGGUUUGAGAGCCAGGAACCCUCUAUUGCUUUAGUUUGUGUAAUCUCAACACUGACACCGAAAAAAAGGAAGAAAUAUCGCUUUCUUUCCUGCCGCUUGUGAGGAGUUUAUUGCGCGUUUCAGAUUUAAACGCGAAUUUGAGGAAUUAGGGGUGGCUUUUGAAAGGCUGCUGGUUCGCUCUGGCUUUUAAAGCGUCUUUAUUACAAGAAGGGCGAGGCGAAGAUGCAUUAGGACUCGGGCUAAUUCGCUUUUGUAAUUGUUCAUCAAGUCCCUGAUUUCUUGCUCGGAGGACGGGCUCCCUUCUUUUCCAUCGGUGCGUGGGAAACCAGUCAAUCUCAGAGCACAGCUAAAUGUGAUUUAGGAGACCGGGUACCCCGAAUUAGCUGAUGAAUUUCUUAUCGAUCCCAAACAAGCCCUAUUCAUCUCUGCCAGGCUCGGGGCGCAAUGUCCCUUCCCGUAUCACCUUAGCGCGGAAUGAGAUGCAGCCGCCACCCGGAGGGACCGCCAUGGAUCAUGUGCUGAAAAAAACCUGAAAAAUCAUUUUUACACUGGAUUUUUUUUUUUUCCUUUGGACCGGGGGGGGCGAUAUUUUUAUUUCUUUCCCGCCCUCCUUCUCCCGGUUCCCUCCCGCCCCGAGCCAGGACACACCCCCAGGGGUGUGGGCCGGGGGGGCCGGUUCUCGCCCGCGGGCGCUGCGCAGCCUGGGGCCGGUGGGGCCGGCGGGGCCGGGGCGGCCGGAGGGGCCGGAGGGGAGCGGGCGCCCCCGCCGCCUCCCCGGGGAUGCUCGGGGCCUCGGGAGAACCCGGGCUGGGCAGAUUUCCUUAUCCGGGGCUCGCAGGGCACCUCGCCAUUGGCCCGCGCUGUCACAUGGACUCCAACUUUGUUCACUUGACAAAAUUAAUGGCCAUGAGCUCGUUUUUGAUCAACUCCAACUAUGUGGACCCCAAGUUCCCACCCUGUGAAGAGUAUUCCCACAGCGAUUACCUUCCCAAUCACUCGCCGGAAUAUUACAGCAGCCAGAGGCGAGAGAGCACUUUCCAGCAUGAAGCGAUGUACCCGCCGCGGUCAGCCUGCAAGGAGCAGCUCUACGCGUCCUGCCCGAGCUCCGGCCACCCAGCAGCGGUGUUGUCCCCCCGGGGUCAUGUCCAUCCUCCGGCCGCACUGCACAGCCGCCUCUCGGAGCCGCAGCCGCCCUGCGAGCCGGGCACCCCCAGCCCGCCACCCUCCUGUAGCCAAAACUCUCUGAACCAAAGCCCUGCCAGUUCCUCUUGCAAAGAGCCGGUAGUUUACCCCUGGAUGAAAAAAGUCCAUGUAAGCACGGUAAACCCCAAUUACUCCGGAGGGGAACCGAAACGCUCCCGCACAGCCUACACCAGGCAGCAAGUCCUGGAGCUGGAGAAGGAGUUUCACUAUAACCGCUAUCUCACCCGGAGGCGCAGGGUCGAGAUCGCCCACUCCCUCUGCCUCUCCGAGCGCCAGAUCAAAAUCUGGUUCCAGAACAGGAGGAUGAAAUGGAAAAAAGAUCACAAGUUACCCAAUACCAAGAUAAGGUCUAACUCUUCCAGCUCCUCGGCCAGCCUGCAGAUCCCACAAGGAGGAUCCCAAACCCGAUCCCAUGGACCAGCCAGCAGCCUAUAACUGUUCCUUGGGUGCAUGGAUGGAUGGAUGGACGGACGGAUGGACGGAUGGAUGGAAAGUGCGUGGCUGUGGGUGUGAGUUUGUGUGUGUGUGUGUAGGGAACACAUGAUAUUUUUUUGUUGUUGUUAGUGCUCCAAGAAGCGAGGGAAGGAGGGCUGCUCUUUAUUUAUAGGGGGAACAGAGGGAGACUCAGCUGCAACAAAGCCGAGCUGCGCCGUUGUGCCUCUUCCAUUAGAAGAAGGCUGCAGAUAGUCGUGUUCAGAUUUGGCUAAGAUGGAUCCUUGUUUCAUCUUUAAUCACGCCAAGCUCUGCCCCAUUUGUCAUGUUUACUCUCCCGUACAAAGGAUGGACCUUAUGUCUGCUAUUACCUCGACAACCAGCGCUCACUUUAAUAAAUGAGGCUCAGUUUCUUGAAGACGAACUGGAUUUUCACCCCCACCUUUUUUUGUUGUUGUUGUUUUUAAUUUCCCCCCUCCUCUUUUUAUUUUCUUGACUACAAACGGGAAGUUUAUGCCCCACCAUCCCAAAGACGCGACGGUUCUAGCACAGUCCUACGAUGGAGAAAAAACCCAACCCAACCAAACCAAACAACAAAGAAAGACCCAACCAACACAACCAAAAUGCCCCCGAGCACGGAGCGUGGGGAGCGGGGGCUCUCGGGCGCUGCGCUGGUCGUGCUGGGGGGGGGAAGUGGAGACAACCCCUUGGUGGGGGCGGAAAGAAAGGAAAAUUAGGUCUAGUGAGUGGUGGACAAAGAAAGCGAGAGGAUGGAGAGUGAUGUAGGAACCCCCCGGCUUUGUUUUUUUGAGUCCAGCAGGUUUAAUUGCGAGUCUGGGAAAAGGGUUGGGAGGGAAAGGGGAACGAAGGGGUUUAGAUUAGAAACUGGGUGAGGAACACCUGAAUGCACCGAGCCGGGGGGGGCGGGCCGGGGGGGUCGGGAAGCUCCUCUCCCGCUGCCCAGCCCAGGUUUGUAUCCACAAUGUGAACUGCGGGCGGGGGGAGCCCGGGUUGAGCGGGGGUUCAGUCAGGGCCCCCCGAACCCUCCCGGCCCGGCCGCCCCCUCCCUUUGUCCUUCGUGCUGCCCAGGAUACCUGUAAAUAGCAGAGAAAAGGAACAAAACAACCAACAAAAAAAGCGCAAUUGGAAAUAAAUUUUUUCAUUGUGAA